AUGCAUCGUGAUCUCAAGCCGGAAAACCUCAUCUUCAGAGCCGACAGCGGAUGGGAAUGCGUCAUUGCUGACUUCGGACUCGCUGAAUUUGCUGAAGCUGAAGAAUAUCUCUUCGUUCGCUGCGGAACCCCUGGAUACGUGGCUCCUGAAGUCAUCAAUAUCAAGGAUAUGAAGACCAAAUACGACCCCAUUUGCGACAUCUUCAGUCUUGGCCUCAUUUUCCACAUCUUGCUACUCGGAGUCAGUGCCUUCCCCGGAAAGACUUACAAUGAAGUCUUGGCUCAAAACAGAGCAAGCAAUAUUACCUUCGAAGGAGAAGAAUACAAAAAGAUUGACCCCUAG
Molecule: messenger RNA, 342 nt
Organism: Nymphaea colorata (pocket water lily)
Lineage: Eukaryota; Viridiplantae; Streptophyta; Magnoliopsida; Nymphaeales; Nymphaeaceae
Exons: 1
Coding region: 1-342 (113 amino acids)
Biological process (GO): mitotic DNA damage checkpoint signaling; protein phosphorylation
Cellular component (GO): nucleus; cytoplasm
Molecular function (GO): protein serine/threonine kinase activity; ATP binding
Source: RefSeq, a predicted model, not a curated record